ACAUUCAGCAUAAAGAAGACUGAACUCAACUCACAAUGAAGAUCCUCCUCAUCUUCUUCACUUUCUACCUGAUCUCAGGUGCAGUGAGAUGCUUUAGAGUCACUGGAUAUUCUGGAGGAAGUCUUCUUGUUAGUUCAUGGAAGCCUUGGCAUAUAGACAAUGCUAAAUACAUGCAAAAGCUACAGAGCACAACAAUAAUAAAUAAUGUGAAACAAGAUCAAUGGAUUAAUGAAGGAAAAUUUACUUUAUUUUGCAAUGAUUUUGAAAACCUCAUGAUCUACAUUAGAAAACUGAUCACACAAGAUGCUGGAACUUACCGGAUUGGGGUUCAUGGCGAGUGGUCCAUCGAUAUGACUUUAAAUGUGAAAGAGGACUCAUGUUGUAAAGUGUCUAAGAGAGUGAUGGUGAAUAUUGGAGAAACUGCCACAUUCAGCUGUGAAUAUUCACAGAAUCAUAUUAAUGAUCCUAAAAUCAUAUUCAAAGAAGUAAAAGACUCUAUUGAGAUGAUCUACAGCAUAUGGAAUAGGAAAGAAAGAUUCAGAAUUUCUGAUGACAGCCAUAAAAAUCUCUUCAGCAUCAGAAUUACUGCUGUGAGACCAGAUGAUGGAGGAGUUUAUUUAUGUGGAGCUUGGAUCAAUGGACACUCGUACAGUUACUCCAUUAUUAAUACUGUUCAUCUACAUGUUAUGGCUAAAGUGGGCGUGUCUAGAGUGAGCGGAUACUCAGGAGGUCGUAUGAUGAUCAAGUGUGAACAUCCUCAAUACAAAACCAAGACAAAAUACAUCUGUAAAGAAUCAGAUGGAUGUUCAGAGAGGAAGAAUCCAGGAGUUCAGGAUGAAUGGAUGGAGAAUGGAGAUGUUUCUUUAUAUGACGACACCAGAGCAGGAGUCUUGAUGGUGUUUUUUAGAGAGCUGAAAGCUGCAGAUGCAGGAACAUACAGGUGUGGAGUGAAUGUGUCUCACUAUACUGAGAGAUUCACUGAACUUCAGCUGAAAAUCACAGAUGAUGCAAAAUAUCCAAAGAGUGUGACUGAAUCUGCUCAUCUUGGUGAAGAAGUCAACAUCAGCUGUCAGAUCCCAGAGAAACAUAAAGUUCAUUUCUGCAAAGAGGAUGAUAAUCACAUCUGUCAAAACAUCAGCACAUCUACAGUGACAGAAAUGAAUGGUUCAUCUGAGAGAAAUGAAGAGAGAGUUUUUACAGUGAGCAUCAGUAAUGUGAGCGUGAGAGAUGCUGGAGUUUACUGGUGUGGAGCAGAAACCAGAGACACACAUUUGACUUUCAUCUCCCUGACCACCAAAAUUCAGCUCAACCUCAUCACUAAAGUGGGCGUGUCUAGAGUGAGCGGAUACUCAGGAGGUCGUAUGAUGAUCAAGUGUGAACACCCUCAAUACAAAACCAAGACAAAAUACAUCUGUAAAGAAUCAGAUGGAUGUUCAGAGAGGAAGAAUCCAGGAGUUCAGGAUGAAUGGAUGGAGAAUGGAGAUGUUUCUUUAUAUGACGACACCAGAGCAGGAGUCUUGAUGGUGUUUUUUAGAGAGCUGAAAGCUGCAGAUGCAGGAACAUACAGGUGUGGAGUGAAUGUGUCUCACUAUACUGAGAGCUUCACUGAACUCCAGCUGCACGUCACAGAUGGUGAGGAACAUGAAAUACUUUAUCUCUCCUAUUUGAAUGGCUCCAGUAGUGAGACGUGA
Messenger RNA from Ctenopharyngodon idella (grass carp), 1691 nucleotides. Its product is annotated as polymeric immunoglobulin receptor-like. Bases 36 to 1691 code for a protein of 551 amino acids. The record is from RefSeq and is a predicted model, not a curated record. Lineage: Eukaryota; Metazoa; Chordata; Actinopteri; Cypriniformes; Xenocyprididae. The transcript is spliced from 7 exons.